Messenger RNA from Bombus pyrosoma, 2292 nucleotides. Its product is annotated as angiotensin-converting enzyme-like. The record is from RefSeq and is a predicted model, not a curated record. Lineage: Eukaryota; Metazoa; Arthropoda; Insecta; Hymenoptera; Apidae. Gene Ontology annotation, biological process: proteolysis. Gene Ontology annotation, molecular function: metallopeptidase activity; peptidyl-dipeptidase activity. Gene Ontology annotation, cellular component: plasma membrane. The transcript has 9 exons. The coding region runs from base 156 to 2084 and encodes 642 amino acids.
UGGUUCGACAUCACUCGAUGUGUGUUCGCCAGAGAGUUUUGCCACAAGGCAACGGGGAUUUUGUUAGACUCGUGAAAGUUGCUCCUUAAUCGAACAUAAUCGUCGGUCAACUGUUCCGUUGAUUCAUCCAACUUCAACGCGAGCUACGAAAGGAAAUGCUGCGCCCACUAUUAGUGGCAACCCUAGUGACGCUGGUAUUGGGCAUACCAACGUCCCAGGAUGUCGACAACGCUGCGGUAGAUUCGGAAGCAGAUCUGCUAAAGGCCAAACAAUUUCUGGAAAAGAUCAACAGCGAACACGCGGAAUGGAGCAACAAGUAUACGCUGGCCGACUGGGACUACGCGUCGAAUUUGACUUCAGAAAAUUUAGCAAACAAACUGAAUACAUCCACAGAAGCGGCACAGUACUUCAAAUCCGCCUGGAAGAAAGUGAACGAGUAUCCUUGGAGCGACAUUAAGGACCCAAAUGUCAGACGGCAAUUCAAGAAGUUCAGCGUUUUAGGACGUUCAGCGCUUCCCGAAGAUAGCUACCAAGAAUACGAGAAAAUUGUAAGUGACAUGGAGAACAUCUAUAGCACUGCGAAAAUCUGCGAUUACAAGAACCGAACUAAAUGCGAUCUCGCUUUGGAACCGGAGCUCACGGAGAUUUUGAUGAAGAGCCACGAUCCGGAGGAAUUGAAGUACAUUUGGGUCGAAUGGAGGAAAGCAACUGGCGAAAAGAUGAAACCAUUGUACGAAAGAUACGUUGAACUGAGCAACUUGGCUGCUACAUUAAACAAUUAUUCCGACAACGCGGCUUACUGGCUUAAGGAUUACGAGGCUGAUGACUUCCCCGAGCAAAUUGAGGCACUCUGGCAACAACUGAAACCUCUUUAUUUGCAAUUGCACGCAUACGUUCGCCGAGAACUUCGGAAAAAAUACGGUGAGGAUAUCGUUUCGAAAGAUGGCCCCAUCCCAGCACAUUUAUUGGGCAAUAUGUGGGCGCAAACUUGGGCGAACGUCGCAGAGUUCGCUAUUCCAUAUCCAGGAAAACAAAUGCCAGAUGUCACCAAUGCAAUGAUUAAACAAGGAUACAACGCAACAACUAUUUUCCGUGUUGCUGAAGAUUUCUUCACCUCAAUCAAUCUCACCGCAAUGCCAGAUCUGUUCUGGGAACGAUCGAUAUUAGAAAAGCCAAAGGAUCGCGAACUGAUCUGUCACGCGAGCGCUUGGGACUUCUAUGAUGGCAAGGACUUUAGAAUUAAACAGUGUACCAGAGUUAACAUGGAAGAUCUGUUGACCGCGCAUCACGAGAUGGGUCACGUGGAAUAUUUUUUGCAAUACAAAAAUCAACCCAGCAUUUUCAAGGAGGGUGCGAAUCCUGGAUUCCAUGAAGCUGUUGGCGAUGUUAUAUCGCUUAGCGCAUCUACACCGAGUCACCUGAAAACCAUUAAAUUAUUGGAUGAUGAUUCAACUGACAUGGAGACCAAUAUCAAUCACCUUUUCUUGAAAGGCCUUGAAAAAAUUGUCUUCUUACCAUUUGCAUAUAUGAUGGACAAAUGGCGAUGGAAUGUAUUCCAGGGACGAGUCACACCAGAUAAUUAUAAUUGUAACUGGUGGGAUCUUGCUGAAGAUUUUCAAGGUAUUGAACCACCAGUGGAUCGAUCAGAAGAUGAUUUUGACCCUGGUGCGAAAUAUCAUAUAAUAGCAGAUGUUGAGUAUUUGAGAUAUUUCGUAAGCUUUGUGGUGCAAUUCCAAUUCCAUAAAGCACUUUGUACAGAAGCAAAACAAUAUGAUCCAGAAAAUCCAAAUUCAAAGCUACUACAUGAAUGUGAUAUUUAUAAUAACAAAGCAGCAGGAAACUUAUUAAAGUCCAUGUUGGAACUGGGAGCCUCGAAACCUUGGCAAGAUGCAAUGGAAAAAAUUACAGGCCAGAAAAACAUGGACUCUGCUGGACUCUUGGAAUACUUCAAACCACUGACAGAUUGGCUCACAGAAGAAAACAAAAAAACUAAUGAAUAUAUUGGAUGGAAACCUAGAGAAAGACAAUGUGUACAAACCAGAUCAGAACUUGCAGCUGUUGAAACAACUGAAGCAUUAGAGUAAAAAAUACAUUCUUCUGAAUAGUAUCUCAUUAAAUACUCCAAAAAAAUUAUUUCUCCGUUUUGACAUAAAAGACGCAUCAAAUAAUAGUUUAUGGCAUUAUUUCUUGCAGAAUAAAAGACAAAAAUAUGUAAGUAUCCAGUGAUAAAUAAGUACAUUAUGAAAUCAUAAAUUCUUACUUUUUCCAAAUAAAAAUCACAUUCCAAUUUUA